Molecule: messenger RNA, 1905 nt
Organism: Aspergillus alliaceus
Lineage: Eukaryota; Fungi; Ascomycota; Eurotiomycetes; Eurotiales; Aspergillaceae
Product: putative flavin containing polyamine oxidase
Exons: 6
Coding region: 250-1716 (488 amino acids)
Molecular function (GO): oxidoreductase activity
Source: RefSeq, a predicted model, not a curated record
AAAAGCGCUCCUCAACGCUCUUGUAUUCAAAACUGAGCCAACCUCGUGUAAGCUCCACGCAAUAUGCAUUUCACAUUUUCAAUAUGUCCGUGUCUCUUAUUAGCUACUGGAACAAUAAGAUCAACCUUCGCUCAUGUCGCACAACCUCCACCAGAGGAUAGAAUAUGCACGGAAACCACCGUGGCAAUUUUGUAAGAUGGUAAGGUUACUGAAUGUCACAGGGGUCUAACAUAGUACAGGGGGGGUGGAAUGGCCGGGAUCACGGCAGCACAAGCCCUGUCAAACGCUUCUAUACACGACUUCAUCAUCUUAGAGUACCGGAGUAAUAUAGGCGGACGUGUAUGGAAUACAGAUUUCGGACAGGAUGAGAAGGGGAAGCCUUAUGUGGUAGAGUUUGGCGCAAACUGGCUGCAUGGUGUGGGAACAGGAAGAACAGAGAACCCUCUCGUUACUCUAGCCCACAAACACAACCUAAAGAACGUAUUGGAUAAUUCCAGCUCCGUUCUGACAUACGACGAAAACGGGUACAACGACUACCAAGACAUACUAGACGCCUUCAGCGAUAUUAAGGACACCGCUUACAAGGAUGCAGGACAAAUGCUACUAGACAAUAUUCAGGAUGGGAAUGCACGCACGGGAUUUGCCAUGGCUGGCUGGAACCCUCGAAGGAAUGACAUGAAGGCACAAGCCGUAGAAUGGUGGAACUGGGUGACAGACUGCGAGUCCGCAGCCAGCCCCGAGGCCAGCUCAUUCAUUUUCGGGGUAGCCGCCGAAAACCUCACAUUCAACCAAUUUGGUGACAACAAUCAUAUGGUCAUUGAUCCCCGAGGAUACAGUACCGUCAUUGAAGGCGAGGCAUCGUCGUUCCUCCACAAAGAGGUCCAAGAUCGCCGACUCUGGCUCAACACUCAAGUUACUGAUAUCACGCAUUCGAAAAAAGGAGUUCAAAUCACCAACAAGGACGGCAGCUGUAUCAGUGCCGCAUAUGCCAUCUGCACGUUUUCUCUGGGCGUCCUACAGAACGACGUCGUACAGUUCCAUCCGUCCUUGCCCAGAUGGAAGCAAACUGCCAUUCAGAAGUUCAGCAUGGGGACCUAUACCAAGAUCUUCCUGCAGUUUGACGAGGCAUUCUGGCCGUCAAACACAUCGCAUUUCCUCUACGCCUCGCCUACCACACGCGGGUUUUACCCGAUAUUCCAAUCUCUAUCUAGCGACGGCUUCUUGCCCGGGUCCAAUAUUCUUUUUGUAACGGUUGUAGGAGAACAGGCAUAUCGUGUAGAAAGACAAUCGGACGAGAAAACGAAAGCGGAAGUCCUCGCUGUCCUCCGGGAGAUGUUCCCAGACAAGCAUGUGCCCGAACCAACCGCGUUUGUAUAUCCCCGUUGGAACAAUGAGCCAUGGGCAUACGGUAGCUAUUCCAACUGGCCGGUCGGAACUACAUUAGAAAUGCACCAGAAUUUGCGCGCGAAUGUAGACCGUCUGUGGUUCGCUGGGGAGGCGACCAGCGCAUCGUACUUUGGAUUCUUGCACGGAGCGUGGUAUGAGGGGCGCGAUACAGGCGAGCAUAUCGCUGCUAUAUUGCAGAAUCGAUGUUCGACAACUUAUGGGGAGGUUACUUGUGGAGACCGCACGCAUUAUGAUGUCUUGCAUGGCACGACACCGAAAGAUGCAUAUACAGGCAUCAAUGGGUGGCCGCUCAACAGCACUAAUCUUUGAAGACUAAGAGCUAUCCACGGGAUAUGGAGUUGAUACAACAUGAGAAGACUAGAAUAGAUCUUGGAAGAGCUAGAGGAGUUUUAUAUGCCAAGGAGAGAUCUGAAAAGGCCCAUGAUGAAUAUCGACACUGGCUUUAGGGCAUGCUCAUAAACUAAAAAGUGGUUUAUAGGCAUUAAGUAAAGAAACCCU